AUGGCGCGGUCAUACUUGGGCCUCACAGGAGGCAAGCUGCAAAUCGCUAUCAGUGUCAUCGCUGGUAUGGAUUUCUUGCUGUUCGGUUACGAUCAAGGUGUCACUGGCGGUCUCUUGACCCUCGAUUCGUUCAUAAAAUAUUUCCCAACUAUCGCGACCAACGGUGAAUACUAUGAGAGCUUGACUCGCGCGCAACAAAGUACCCAGUCGACUCGCCAAGGUGUCGUCGUCGCUGCGUACAAUUUGGGUUGCUUUGCUGGAUCGAUUCCCACAAUCUGGAUUGGUAAUAUGCUCGGUCGACGCAAGACGAUCUUCGUGGGUUCGUUUAUUAUGUGUAUCGGAGCUUUGCUGCAAUGUACCUCCUACCAACUCGGGCAAUUCAUCGUUGGACGCUUGGUUACUGGUUUCGGAAACGGAAUGAACACCUCUACCGUGCCUACCUGGCAGUCAGAGUGCUGUAAAUCCAACCAUCGUGGAAUGCUUGUCAUGAUAGAAGGUGCCAUGAUUACUUGCGGUAUCACCAUCAGUUACUGGAUUGAUUUCGGUCUGCUAUUCGCCGAUCCAAAUGAGGUGGCAUGGCGAUUCCCGCUGGCCUUCCAGAUUUUCUUUGCCCUCAUUAUCCUGGUUUUCGUUUUGCCCCUUCCUGAGUCGCCCCGUUGGCUAAUCCUUAAGGGCCGCGAGGACGAAGCAAGGACUGUCCUGCGGUCACUCUUGGGUGACGCUGACGAGACCUUCAUUGAGACGGAAUUCACGGCUAUCAAGGCUACAGUCUUGGAGAUGGCCAAGGGUUCGUUCCGUGACAUGUUCACUAUGACCGAGGACCGCCACUUCCACCGUGUGGUCUUAGCCUACGUCAACCAAAUGUUCCAACAGAUUUCGGGUAUCAACCUGAUUACAUACUACAUCCCCGUUGUGCUGGAGAACCAGUUGGGUAUGACCCUCGAAAAUUCCCGCUUGAUCUCAGCCUGCAACGGAACGGAAUACUUCCUCGCUUCAUGGAUUGCCGUGUUCACCAUUGAGCAUUUUGGACGCCGGACACUGAUGCUUUUUGGCGCCGCGGGAAUGUCGAUAUCUAUGAUCAUUCUUGCCGUCACUGCUAGCAUCGGUAGCAACGGAGCCAAUAUCGCUUGCAUCGUCUUCUUAUUCGUAUUCAAUACUUUCUUCGCCAUUGGCUGGCUGGGUAUGACCUGGCUGUAUCCCGCUGAAGUCGUGCCGCUGCGGAUUCGUGCUCCGGCCAACGCGCUGGCGACGUCAUCGAACUGGAUCUUCAACUUCCUGGUGGUCAUGAUCACGCCUGUGGCUUUUGACAACAUCGGUUACCAGACCUACAUUAUCUUUGCGGUUAUUAACGCCUUUAUCUUCCCAGUGGUGCUCUUCUUCUACCCGGAGACGGCCCGUCGAUCCCUGGAGGAAAUGGACCGCAUUUUCCGCAAAACGACCAGUGUCUUCAACGUUGUCAAGAUUGCCAACGAGGAGCCUCACAUGUACGGCAAGCAUGGUGAGCUCCUACGUACGCUCGAUGACGUGGAAGACGAUGCUGUCCGUCGCGCCAGCGUGCUGAGCCACCGGGCAAAGGAUAUGGAGAAGGACAGUGACGAAAACACCAACAGCGUGAAGGCAUAA
Messenger RNA from Aspergillus luchuensis, 1623 nucleotides. Its product is annotated as sugar porter family MFS transporter. Gene Ontology annotation, biological process: transmembrane transport; carbohydrate transport. Bases 1 to 1623 code for a protein of 540 amino acids. Gene Ontology annotation, molecular function: carbohydrate:proton symporter activity. The transcript is spliced from 4 exons. NCBI's taxonomy places the organism in Eukaryota, Fungi, Ascomycota, Eurotiomycetes, Eurotiales, Aspergillaceae. The record is from RefSeq and is a predicted model, not a curated record. Gene Ontology annotation, cellular component: membrane.